AUGGAUCACUCCAGCAGCAGGUCUGCUAGAACCGACUCGAUAGCGACGAGCUCGUCCAACGUCUUCAUUUCUCCCUCGUCCGGUCUUUCCCGGAUGCAAUGUUUACGUACUGACGUCGAGCACAUGCAGAUUAGGCAUAACCCACUCGAUCUUACCUUUGGUAUAGAGUUUGAAUGCCUCUUGGCUAUCAGCAAAGCAUCUUCAGGAGAACAUGCUAUCAGUCAAGCGACCUCCAAUAUAUAUGCUGGUAGCGAGGCACCCUUAGGAGGGUAUGCUGUCAGCGAAGCAUCCUCAGAAGAGUAUUCUAUGAGCAAAGCCACCACGGGAACAUAUGUUCUGCCGCAUCUAUUCGGCCGAGAGAAGAUUACACGUGUGCUGAUGGAACCAAUCGAAGCGAUCUGCUCAACCUGUGGCGAGCACCACCUUUUUGGCCUAGACAUUUUGCCCUGGACAUCAGAUCGUCGGGACAUAGAACAUACUCAUAGCAAAUGGAACAUAGGAGGAGAUGCUACGAUCGAUUUGACUGCUGAACAGCAGAAGAGCCUGGGUCCCGAGUAUCUAGAUCAGUUCUAUUUCUCGGGUGUCGAGUUCAAGACCAGAAUCCUGAGUGCUAACAUCCAAAAGGAGACUACGCCAAGCACGACAGACCGCGGCCAUGUCCACAGCAUCACAGGUGCCGAGGAGGUCAGAGCAGUCCUUCAACACUUGACACGCCGCUUCAACGAUAUCGAAUUCAAAGACGAGCUCUCACGCCAUUCACGAAUAUUCACCACUUCGAGGUGUGGCUUACACGUCCAUAUUGGCAACACACGCAACCGCUUCCCUCUACAGACUCUGAAGAACAUCAUGUCGCUGUAUGCUGCUUGUGAGGCUGGUAUCGAUAGUAUACAGACUGUUGAUCGUAUCGGCUUGUCCACGAUGCCGAACAAGCCACAGAGUCAUCCUCACGAAAAUCCGCGCGACAACAGCGCUCUUGGCCAAUACGAUAACGCCUACAAUAUGCCCCUAAGCUCUCUGCACGCCGAGCAGGUCUAUAGACGUCGAUGCACGUACUGCAAGAAUCAGAUCAAGGGUCGGUUCCGGAGUCACCAGCGGCCAUAUCGCGAGACUCACUGGGAGGAUCCUAUUAUUGCUCAGGCAGCGAACCAAUAUACGUCAGCUGCUAACGUAGCUCUGAUACAGAGAGCACCCUCACUGGGUCAGCUGUUCCAACUACAAGUCAAUGUUGAAAACUUGAUGGAGUAUCAGGACGAUCGGACUAACACCAUCGAAUUCCGGCAGCAUGCCGCUACACUUGAUCACGAGGUCGUGCUCGCUUGGCUAGAUCUCUUACUGAAGCUCGUGCAAUUCUCUAACAUCGUCAGUGAUGCUGAGUUUGCUACCCUGUACAAGGCGAAAUUCCAGGACAUCAACUGGGACGUCCAUCCUCUCCUUGCGGUGCUACAUUGUGAGGAGAAGACAAUCAAGCACUAUGCCCACCAGCAGGCUCAGGUCCCUGAAGGUAGGACGUAUGCUAUUGAAAAAGCAGAAGAGGAGAUGAAACGGGUCCAUGCCUUCGGUGAGGAUGAUCUAUCCAAACUACUGAUGACCAGAAUGGUAGCAGAUGACACCUACAACAACGACGAGAAAGCAAAGACCGAGAGAAUACAAUUGAAGAUAACGAGGGGAGGCUACGGCCAGCUCUCGGAUGAAUUGAUUGAGAAGAUCUUCGGUAGCUGCACCGAGCCCUUCGUUGAGAGACUGCGAGUCGGUUAUGUGAGUGAUGAGCCUCCGGGGAUGAAGAGUGCUGAUUUGGAUCCAAACGGGUGUCAGCACCAUAGUCCAACUUCGUCGUUUUGGACGUCUUCUGAUGAGAGCGACCGUUACUAG
Recurvomyces mirabilis is the source of this 1869-nucleotide messenger RNA. RefSeq lists its product as uncharacterized. The record is from RefSeq and is a predicted model, not a curated record. Bases 1 to 1869 code for a protein of 622 amino acids. The transcript is spliced from 2 exons. NCBI's taxonomy places the organism in Eukaryota, Fungi, Ascomycota, Dothideomycetes, Mycosphaerellales, Teratosphaeriaceae.